AAAUCCCGUUCUCUAAAUUUGUUUUCUAUUUGUCUUCUUUUCUUCCUUUCUCUCCGGUGACGCCAUGAACGCCGCCGUGUUUGCAUCUUCUGCCUUAUCUCUUCCUAUCUCCUUCUGUAAAACUAGAUCAUCUAAACUCACAAGAAAGAAGGGACUAAAAGGAGAAUUGAGGGUUGAGGAGAAGAAGAGUCAGUGGGGACCUCUGUUUGAUGUGGAGGACCCGAGAUCAAAACUUUCUCCUUAUAAAGGCAAGUUCUUGGAUGUAAAUCAAGCUCUUGAAGUUGCUAGAUUCGAUAUUCAAUACCUUGAUUGGCGUGCUCGUCAAGAUCUUCUUACCAUCAUGCUCCUCCACGACAAGGUCGUUGAUGUACUCAAUCCUCUAGCUCGUCAGUACAAGUCCAUUGGUAUCGUGAAGAAAGAGCUAGCUGAAUUGCAGGAAGAACUAGCGAAAGCACACCAACAGGUUCACAUAUCUGAAGCAAGGGUUUCAACUGCUUUAGACAAGCUAGCUCACAUGGAGGAGCUGGUUAAUGAUAGGUUGUUACUAGCUAGAAAUGCGACAGAAUCAGAUAAACCCUCGACACCAACCUCGGUCCAGGACUUAGAUAGGGAAAAAACAAACAUCGGUGCAAAAAGCUUGAAUGUUUCUGGUCCUGUCCAGCCUUAUAGUCCAAACCUUAAGAACUUUUGGUAUCCCGUUGCUUUCACUGCAGAUCUCAAGCAUGAUACAAUGGUACCAAUUGACUGCUUUGAGCAACCAUGGGUUAUCUUUAGAGGAGAAGAUGGCAAACCAGGAUGUGUACGGAACACGUGUGCUCAUAGAGCGUGUCCUCUUGAUCUUGGCACAGUGAAGGAAGGGCGUAUCCAAUGUCCUUACCAUGGAUGGGAAUACUCAACUGAUGGAAACUGUACGAAGAUGCCAUCUACAAAGCUACUGAAUGUGAAGAUAAAGUCAAUACCUUGUCUUGAACAAGACGGUAUGAUCUGGGUUUGGCCCGGCGAUGAACCACCUUCACCUACACUUCCUUCUUUAAAACCCCCAUCAGGGUUUGUAAUCCAUGCUGAGCUUGUAAUGGACCUACCGGUGGAACAUGGGUUGCUUCUAGAUAAUCUCUUGGAUCUUGCGCAUGCUCCAUUUACUCACACGUCUACUUUUGCAAAAGGCUGGAGUGUCCCAAGCUUGGUGAAGUUCCUAACACCAUCUUCAGGUCUUCAAGGAUACUGGGAUCCGUAUCCAAUCGAUAUGGAAUUUAAACCGCCUUGUAUCGUGUUAUCGACAAUCGGGAUCUCAAAACCAGGAAAGCUAGAAGGAAAGAGCACUAAGCAAUGUGAAACACAUCUUCAUCAACUCCAUGUUUGUCUACCUUCUUCAAGAAACAAGACAAGGCUUUUGUACCGAAUGUCGCUAGACUUUGCUCCUAUAUUGAAGAAUCUUCCUUUCAUGGAACAUCUCUGGAGACAUUUCGCCGAACAGGUCUUAAACGAAGAUCUAAGGUUGGUAUUAGGACAGCAAGAAAGGAUGUUGAAUGGUGCAAAUAUAUGGAACUUACCUGUUGCUUAUGACAAGCUUGGGGUUCGGUAUAGACUAUGGAGAAACGCGGUAGAUCGUGGCGAUGAUAAAUUACCCUUCUCCGGCUAACUGUGAUCUAAUGUUUGAGUGACGUGGAAGGAAAGUUUUAGCAGGUCUCAUUCGCCAGCGACCUUGCAAGAAAUGUGUUUGGUAUUUUUGUCUGGUUCGUUGUCGCAGCAGAGAAGCUUGACUUGAGUCAAGGAUUUGGGGGUUCUGUGAAUUCAUCUUUGAAGACUAUGAAACAAAAGACUUUUGCGUAGAUAAGAAAGAAAUUGUUCAUUGUAAAUCAAAAAGGAGAGAUAAUGUUUACAUUUUGUGUUGUACAGUUGAUUCAAUUGAAUAUUGGAUAUUUUGGUA
Brassica oleracea var. oleracea is the source of this 1927-nucleotide messenger RNA. Its product is annotated as chlorophyllide a oxygenase, chloroplastic. Gene Ontology annotation, molecular function: 2 iron, 2 sulfur cluster binding; chlorophyllide a oxygenase activity; iron ion binding. The transcript has 8 exons. Lineage: Eukaryota; Viridiplantae; Streptophyta; Magnoliopsida; Brassicales; Brassicaceae. Gene Ontology annotation, biological process: chlorophyll biosynthetic process. Gene Ontology annotation, cellular component: chloroplast. Bases 65 to 1639 code for a protein of 524 amino acids. The record is from RefSeq and is a predicted model, not a curated record.